Messenger RNA from Mytilus californianus (California mussel), 1104 nucleotides. RefSeq lists its product as uncharacterized. The record is from RefSeq and is a predicted model, not a curated record. The transcript has a single exon. The coding region runs from base 1 to 1104 and encodes 367 amino acids. NCBI's taxonomy places the organism in Eukaryota, Metazoa, Mollusca, Bivalvia, Mytilida, Mytilidae.
AUGUAUCAACAAGGACCAACACAAGGCAUGAUAAACAAUACCUCCGUGUUGACAGGAACAGGUGGUCUAUUUAGUCAGACCCAGGCAGGGGGUCUGGGUAGCACGACUGUUCAACAAACUGGACUAGCCUCAGGUAAUGGAAAAGGGCCAGGAACUGGAAAUCAAAAUGCUAACAACGUACAAACUGCUGCAGGUGGUUUAGGAUCAACAACAAUUCAGCAAAUAGGUACAGGUAGUCUUGGGACACAGGGUACAAUAACUGGAAACGGAAAUGUUGUAUCAACGCAAAAUUCUCAGACGGCGGGAGGAAGUCUUGGUUCUACCAGUGUUAUUCAGACAGGAGCUGGUUCCCUUGGAACAAAUACCAUUACACAGACCGCCAAUGGAAACAUUGGCGGAAAUACAGCUACCCAAACAAAUACUGGUGUUCUAGGGUCAAACACAGUAUCACAGACAGCUGCUGGUUCUCUCGGCUCUUUAACGGGUAUUGGGUCUUUGGGAUCGAAUACAGUAUCACAAACUGCAACAGGUGGUCUUGGAUCUACCAGUGUUGGUCAGACAGGUAGUGGAUCCACUGGUUCAAAUGUUAUUGCGCAGACAAAUGCUGGAGGCCUUGGAUCUAAUACUGUAGCACAAUCAGCGGCAGGCAGUCUCGGAUCUACAAGUGUUGGCAAAAUUGGAAGCGGAUCCUUAGGUUCAAAUACAGUAGCUCAAACAAAUAGCGGAGGUCUAGGUUCUAAUACGGUAUCUCAGACUGCAACAGGUAGCCUUGGAUCCAAUUCCGCUACACAAACUAAUGCUGGAGGAUUAGGAUCUAAAACGGUGCAGCAAACAAAUACUGGAGCCCUUGGAUAUACUUCUGUUUCUCAAACUAGCAAUGGAUCAUUAGGAUCCAAUUCCGUAGCACAAACAGGUGUAGGAAGCUUAGGGACAAAAAUUAUUCAGCAAACUAAUGGAGGGUCGAUUGGGUCAAAUACAGUUACUCAGACCGGAGUCGGAAGUCUUGGAAAUAGUGGUUCUGUUGCUCAGACAGCAGCUGGAUCCUUAGGUUCAAACAGUGUUAAACAGACAUCAACUGGAAGUUUGGGAGUAAAUAAUGGAUAA